Molecule: messenger RNA, 1803 nt
Organism: Saccharomycodes ludwigii
Lineage: Eukaryota; Fungi; Ascomycota; Saccharomycetes; Saccharomycodales; Saccharomycodaceae
Gene: GAP1
Product: amino acid permease GAP1
Exons: 1
Coding region: 1-1803 (600 amino acids)
Biological process (GO): amino acid transmembrane transport
Cellular component (GO): membrane
Molecular function (GO): amino acid transmembrane transporter activity
Source: RefSeq, a predicted model, not a curated record
AUGUCUGAGUCAUCAAGCACCGAAAAAAAAAAUGCCUACGUCGUGCAGGAUCUCGAAAAAGAAAACCUAGACACAGGUUACUCCAUCGACAAUGUCUCUAGAGUCGAGACUGCUGCUCCCGAUUCUCAAUCUGAUACACAUAAGAGCCGUUGGCAAAACUUUAAGGAUUCUUUUAAACCCGUCGAAUUGGAAGAAUUGGAUCCUAACUUAACUGAAGCCGAAAAGAUAGCUGUUGCCACUGCUAGAUCCCCAUUACAAAGAGAUUUAACCCCCUUCGCCAUUCAGAUGAUUUCCCUAGGUGGUGCCAUUGGUACGGGUUUGUUUGUUGGUUCCGGUAACUCUUUGAGAACUGGUGGUCCAGCCGGUAUUUUGAUUGGUUAUGGUAUUUCAGGUACAUUUAUUUACACUAUGAUUGUCGCUGCUGGUGAAUUGGCUGUCACAUUCCCUAUUUCCGGGGGUAUCGUUACUUACCCAACCAGAAUGGUUGAGGAAUCCUUUGGUUUUGCUCUUGCUUUCAAUUAUAUGUUUCAAUGGUUAGUCGUUCUUCCAUUAGAAUUAGUCGCUGCAUCUAUUACUGUCAAUUAUUGGGGAACACCGGAUCGUUACAGAGAUGGGUUUGUCGCUUUGUUCUAUUUAGUUGUUGUCUGUAUCAAUUUGUUUGGUGUCAAAGGUUACGGUAUGGCUGAAUGUGUUUUCAGUAUGAUCAAGGUCACUACCGUUGUUGGUUUCAUUAUUUUAGGUAUUAUCUUAACCUGUGGUGGUGGUCCAGUAAAGGGUUAUAUCGGUGGUAAAUACUUUCACGCUUUGCCUCUAGUUGGUGACACAGAAGGUGAAAGAUUCAAGGGUGUUAUGAGUGUCUUUGUCAGUGCCGCCUUUGCCUUUGCAGGUUCGGAAUUAGUUGGUCUAGCUGCUGCAGAAACUAAAGACCCUCGUAGAGCUUUGCCAAAGGCCGCAAAACAAACCUUUUGGCGUAUUACUCUUUUUUACAUGUUAUCCUUGUUAAUGGUUGGUUUAUUAGUUCCAUACACUAAUCCAAGAUUGAUUGGUUCAUCCUCCGCCGAUGCUACAGCCUCUCCAUUUGUUUUAGCCAUUGAGACCCACGGUAUUAAGGGUUUGCCUUCUUUGAUUAACGUUGUCAUUUUAAUAUCUGUUCUUUCUGUUGGUAACUCUGCCGUCUUUGGUUGUUCUAGAAGUUUGUGUGCUAUGGCUGAACAAGGUUUCAUUCCUCACUGGUUCCGUUAUAUCGACAGAAGUGGUAGACCAUUGGUUGGUAUUAUUACUACCUGUACCUUUGGUUUAUUGUGUUUCUUAGCUGCCUCUCCUAAGGAAGGUUUAGUCUUUGACUGGUUAUAUGCUAUUGCUGGGCUUUCGAGUUUGUUUACCUGGUUUUCUAUUAUGUUAUGUCACAUUAGAUUCAGAAGAGCUUUGAGUGCACAAAACAGAUCUACAGAUGAAUUAUCUUAUUUGGCCCCAACAGGCGUAUGGGGUUCCUAUUAUGGGUGUUUUAUCAUCUUUUUGGUUUUGGUUGCCCAAUUCUGGAUUGCUGUUUGGCCUACAGGUACUAAGCCAAAUGCUAAUGAUUUCUUCCAACAAUAUUUAUCUUUACCAGUUGUAUUAUUCAUGUAUAUCGUGCACAAGCUUUGGAGAAGAGACUGGACAAUAUUCAUUAGAGCUAAGGAUAUCGAUAUUGACACUGGUAGAAGAGAAACGGACUUGGAGGCUUUGAAAGCUGAACUUGCCGAAGAAAGAGCUAUUUUGGCAGCUAAACCAAUUUGGUAUAGAGUGUAUAAGUUCUGGUGUUGA